Messenger RNA from Gastrolobium bilobum, 996 nucleotides. RefSeq lists its product as uncharacterized. Lineage: Eukaryota; Viridiplantae; Streptophyta; Magnoliopsida; Fabales; Fabaceae. The transcript is spliced from 7 exons. The record is from RefSeq and is a predicted model, not a curated record. Bases 21 to 719 code for a protein of 232 amino acids.
UAAGAACUCAAAAGCAAACGAUGACUAAAGCCAUUCUCUCAGGUUCACUCUUUCUACCAAAAGCCCUAAAGUUUUGCUCAAAUUCAAACGCUAACCGGAGGAGUUGCCGUGUGUUUGGAAUGGACGCUGCAGCUAGGGUUUCCAAUGGUGGCGAUGGUGUAGUUCGAUUCUCGUUAUCUCCAUCAAACGCUUUGGUCAUUCAGAAAGGAGACAUCACCAAAUGGUCCAUCGAUGGUUCCACUGACGCAAUAGUAAAUCCUGCAAAUGAGAGAAUGCUUGGAGGUGGUGGUGCAGAUGGAGCUAUACAUAGGGCUGCAGGUCUAUAUCUUUAUCAAGCAUGCCGGAAUGUUCCAGAAGUCAGGCCCGGAGUUCGCUGUCCAACAGGGGAAGCAAGGAUCACAGAGGGUUUUAUGCUGCCUGCUUCUCAUGUUAUUCAUACUGUUGGCCCCAUCUACGAUGAUGAUAGUAAUCCUGCUGCCUCUUUGGCAAGUGCUUACAGGAAUAGUUUGAGGGUUGCAAAAGAGAACAACAUUCGUUAUAUAGCAUUCCCAGCCAUAUCAUGUGGUGUCUAUGGAUACCCCUAUGAUGAAGCAGCCACAGUGGCAAUUUCUACCAUCAAAGAGUUUCAAAAUGACUUUAAGGAGGUCCACUUUGUUCUGUUCUCGCCUGAUAUUUAUGACAUUUGGUUAAAUAAGGCUAAUGAGUUGCUGAAAGAUUAGCUUGCGCCAUCAAUAAUACGUCUACAGAAUUGAACGCCAGAAUCGUCUAGACUCUUGCAACAAAUGCAUUAUCAUAUUUCAGAUGGUUGUGUAAGGAAAUGAUAUUAGCUAAUAACACCCUAAUUGAGAUGUAAUCUGCUUUUGAAGAUUAGAGAGUGAUGCUGAUUGUUAUUUUAUGCUAUAUGUAUGUGAUUGGGAUUAUAAAUGAGAUCUAUCUGCGGCCUGUCUAAACUUUGGUGUUCAUGACCGUUUAUGAUAGUGCACUACUAUUCUGUUA